UCUUAUCAUUUUUUCUCUCCUUCUAUUCUAGUCUAUCUUUCUAUCUUUCUAUCCAUUUUUAUUAUCCACCUUCUCAGAAAACACAAAGUACUAUAUACUACUUCACUACUCUGAACUACCCUUCCCUUUUCUCUGCUCCAAAAACUCAACUUUCAUUUUCAGUUUAUACCCCUUUCAUAGUUAUUGUUAUUGGCUACCAACUCAGCAAGCAAUGCAUUAAAGACUCUUCCAUAUUCUGUCUUUGUCACUCUUCUUCAGAAUUCUCAUUACUAUACAAGGCUCUUGCCUUCUUGGUUUUUUGAGUGCUGGGAAUUAAAGAUACCAAUUUGGUUUUAUCAAUCUGAGAAUGGCACCAAGGAACAGAAGUGGAAAGGCCAAGGGAGAGAAGAAGAAGAAGGAAGAGAAGGUUCUUCCGGUUGUCAUAGAUAUGACUGUCAACCUUGUUGAUGAAACUCAUGUUGUUCUCAAGGGAAUAUCAACGGACAGAAUAAUAGAUGUUAGACGUCUCUUAUCGGUGAAUACAGAGACAUGUUACAUCACAAAUUUUUCUCUAUCACAUGAGGUAAGGGGCCCUCGGUUGAAGGACACGGUGGACGUGUCUGCACUGAAACCUUGCAUCCUCACUUUGGUUGAAGAGGACUAUGACGAAGCUGGAGCGGAGGCACACGUCAGAAGACUCCUCGAUAUCGUUGCCUGCACCACCGCCUUCGGCCCCUCGUCUCCGCCAUUGCCGGCGAAGAAUCCGGCCGCCGCAACAACACCUAAAUCCGGUAAGCCUCAAACGCCGUCUGAAAAGCAACCGCCGAAAGAUGCGGCAGCUGCGGCGGCGGCAGCUUCUGACGGUGACGGCGAGAUCAGCCACUCGUCCCCGAAGCUCGGAAGCUUCUACGAGUUCUUCUCUCUCUCACACCUUACUCCUCCUUUCCAAUAUAUUAAGAGGGCGGCGAGGCGGCGCAUGGAGGAGAUAUUGGAGGAGGAUUAUCUCUUCUCUCUUGAUGUGAAGCUGUGUAAUGGGAAAGUGGUGCACGUUGAAGCUUGCAGGAAGGGUUUUUACAGUGUUGGGAAGCAGCGGAUUCUGUGUCACAAUCUCGUCGAUUUGUUGAGACAGCUCAGCAGAGCUUUUGAUAAUGCUUAUGAUGAUCUCUUGAAGGCAUUUUCAGAACGUAACAAGUUUGGCAAUCUUCCCUAUGGUUUCAGAGCGAACACAUGGCUUGUUCCUCCUGUUGCAGCACAAUCACCAUCUUUUUUCACUCCUCUUCCUGUGGAGGAUGAAGCUUGGGGAGGAAAUGGUGGUGGUCUAGGAAGGGAUGGAAAGUUUGAUUUGUUUCCGUGGUCCAAUGAGUUUUCGUUUAUUGCAUCUAUGCCUUGCAAGACCGCAGAAGAAAGGCAAGUUCGUGAUAGAAAAGCGUUCCUUCUGCACAGCUUAUUUGUCGAUGUUGCAAUUUUCAGAGCAAUAAAGGCCGUUAAAAAUGUAAUUGAAGAUCCAAAUUUUAGCGGCUCAGCUCGAGAAAACGAUAUUGUUUAUUCCGAGAGAAUAGGUGACUUGAGUAUAAAAGUUGUGAAAGAUGGUUCUUUUGCCAACUGUAAGAUUGAUACUAAAAUUGAUGGAGUAGAUGCGACCGGAGUAAAUGAAAAGGAUUUAGUGGAGAGAAAUCUACUGAAAGGAAUCACUGCUGAUGAGAACACUGCUGCACAUGACAUCAUAACUUUAGGUGUUAUCAAUGUAAGAUAUAGUGGUUAUGUCGUUGUUGUGAAAGUUGAUGGUGGAGUUAAUGAAAACGUGAACCGUCAAUCUCAACAAAAUAUUGACUUGAUUGAUCAACCAGAUGGCGGUGCCAAUGCACUCAACAUUAACAGUUUGAGAUUACUUCUUCACAAUACAACACAAUCAGAGAACAAUAAACAAAUGGCUCACGUGCAAACGCUUGAGCACGAAGAGGUUGGUGCUUCCCAUGAUUUUGUGGAGAAGCUGAUAAAAGAAAGUCUUGCUAAGCUUGAAAAAGAGGAAGUGAGUUCGGACAAUUUUGUUAGAUGGGAACUUGGAGCUUGCUGGAUACAACAUUUGCAGGACCAAAACAAUGCAGAAAAAGAUAAGAAACCUUCUUUAGAAAAGGCUAAACAUGAGAUGAAGGUUGAGGGUCUUGGGAAACCCCUUAAAGCCCUGAAGAACAACAAAAAGAAACCCGAUUCAAACAAUGCUAAUUCAGCAUCAGAGAAUUCAAAACCCCUAGUUGAAUGUGCUAAUGGAGAGGUACAAGUUUCUCCAUUUGUAGAAUCUCAGCAUGAAACUACAGCAGCUGAGAAUGAGCGAGUGCUGAAGGAGAUAUUAUCUGAAGCAGCCUUUAUCCGAUUGAAAGAAUCAGGGACUGGACUGCACUGCAAGUCUAUACAAGAGUUGAUUGACUUAUCAAAGAAAUAUUACACGGAUGUCGCGCUUCCGAAACUGGUAGCAGAUUUUGGCUCACUGGAACUGUCUCCAGUUGAUGGUCGCACCCUAACUGAUUUUAUGCAUACUAGGGGUCUUCGAAUGCGUUCUCUUGGACAAGUUGUCAAGCUUUCUGAGAAAUUAUCACAUGUGCAAUCACUUUGCCUUCAUGAGAUGAUAGUUCGAGCUUUCAAGCACAUCCUGCAGGCAGUGAUUUCUGCUGUUGAUGACAAGGGGAAAAUAGCAACAUCAGUAGCUUGUGCAUUGAAUUUGCUUCUUGGUGUUCCUGAGAAUAGAGAGUUAGUUAAUUCAUCUGAAGUUCAUCCUUUAGUUUGGAGAUGGCUUGAGGUGUUUUUGAAGAAAAGGUUUAAUUGGGAUCUUAGCAGCUCGAAUUACAAGGAUGUGAGGAAGUUUGCAAUUUUACGAGGUUUAUGUCACAAGGUGGGGAUUGAGCUUGUCCCAAAGGAUUUUGAUUUGGAUUCUCCAACUCCCUUUCAGAAAUCUGAUAUUGUCAGCUUGGUGCCAGUUCAUAAGCAAGCCGCAUGCUCAUCUGCAGAUGGAAGGCAGCUCCUAGAAUCAUCCAAAACAGCUUUAGACAAGGGAAAGCUCGAGGAUGCAGUUACCUUCGGUACAAAGGCUCUUGCCAAGCUCGUAGCAGUUUGUGGUCCUUACCAUCGGAUGACGGCAGGAGCAUACAGCCUUCUUGCUGUAGUUUUAUAUCACACUGGAGACUUCAAUCAGGCUACAAUUUAUCAACAAAAAGCUUUGGAUAUUAAUGAGAGAGAAUUAGGCCUGGAUCAUCCAGAUACUAUGAAGAGUUAUGGGGAUCUUGCAGUUUUCUAUUAUAGACUUCAACACACAGAGUUGGCUCUGAAGUAUGUAAAGCGUGCUUUAUAUCUUCUGCACCUAACUUGUGGCCCAUCUCAUCCAAACACUGCUGCAACUUACAUCAAUGUCGCUAUGAUGGAAGAAGGUCUAGGAAAUGUACACAUUGCUCUUAGAUAUCUUCACAAAGCUUUGAAGUGCAACCAAAGAUUACUUGGUCCAGAUCAUAUUCAGACAGCUGCAAGUUAUCAUGCUAUAGCAAUAGCUCUCUCUUUAAUGGAAGCAUAUCCAUUGAGUGUGCAGCAUGAGCAAACAACAUUGCAAAUUUUGCGGGCAAAACUUGGCCCUGAUGAUUUGCGUACGCAGGAUGCUGCCGCUUGGCUUGAGUAUUUUGAAUCCAAGGCAUUUGAACAGCAAGAAGCUGCUCGAAAUGGUACACGGAAGCCUGAUGCAUCAAUAGCUAGUAAAGGGCAUCUAAGUGUGUCAGAUCUACUUGACUACAUUAAUCCUAACCAAGAUGCCAAAGGAAGAGAUGUGGCAGCAAAAAGAAGAAGCCAGAUACUAAAGGUGAGGACCAAAUCCUACCAGAGCACCGGAUCUACGAGUUCUGAUGAGUCUUCGAAGGAAACUCCAAAAGAGAUUUCAGAUGAUGAGGUACAUGAACCUGAACCUGAAGGUAGGGCAGAUUCUGACCCGGGGAGCAACUCUGCAUCCUAUUCAGAACAGCCUAUUUUAGAAAAGAUCUCGGAUGAAAAGCAGGAUAUUUCUGGUGAAGUUGUGUCUGAAGUGCAUGGUGAUGGGGAGGAUGGAUGGCAACCAGUUCAAAGGCCAAGAUCAGCUGGCUCACAUGGUCGUCGUGUGAGGCAGAGACGUGCCACUCUUGGCAAAGUUUAUAGUUACCAGAAGAAGAAUGUGGAAGCUGGCACAGAAUAUCCUUUGGUAAGGAGUACUAAUCAGAAUAGCAGGUAUUAUUUCUUGAAGAAAAGAACAAUUUCACAUGGUGUUCAUGCUGAAAAUCAUGCUGUGAAUAUCUCACAAGGCACUAAAUUUGGAAGGAAAGUAGUCAAAUCGGUUGCAUACAGGGUUAAGUCUACGCCUGCGGCUUCCAAGACCUCCACAAAUGAGACAGAAAUUGUGGACAAGCCUUUGAGUUCUCAUUCAGACUCUGGAACAAGUUCAUCUGUGAAUGAUGCUAAUCCGGGAAAGACUUCUCUAGUUAGCCUUGGAAAAUCUCCUUCAUACAAGGAAGUAGCCUUGGCUCCCCCGGGAACAAUUUCCAAGUUCCAAGUCUAUAAUCCUCAAAGCGAGAUUCCUGGUGGCGAUGAACAUGAUCUCUGCAAUGAACAUGAUCUUGGAAAUCGUGAUGCGGAGGACAUUGAAGCCCAUAUAAACACUGACUCAAACCUGGAAGAGGUGGAUGAUACACUUAAAGAGAAGCAUGAUGAUUCACCAGCAUAUUUCGUAGAUGGUUUACAAGAUGAUACUACAGUUGCUGAGCAGAAAGAGGAAACCAAAAUCAUUGAUUUUGUGCAAGAAAAUUGUGAGAAUGCUGAGGCUCUAGAAUCUGGGGAUGUAGAGGCUCAAGAAGCAUCUGAUAAUAGCAUAUUGGUUGGGGUAGUGGAUGCUCCUGUAGACUCUCACAAACAAGAAACAGAUGCAAGCAAAUCAUCAGGUGGUUUUGACUCGAUCGAUAAUUCAACUCCUGUCUCCCAGGAUAGUGAGAAUAUGAAGUUCAACACAUCAUCAUCAAGUCCAACUCAGAGUCAUGCUCAGGGCAUUCCGUAUAAAAAGUUAUCUGCGUCUGCAGCUCCAUUCAACCCAUCACCUAUCAUGGCACGGGCUCCAACAAUUGCAAUGAAUGCAACACUUCCUCCUAGUCCUGGUGCUGUUCCUACUAUUGGCCCUUGGCCAGUGAACAUGAAUGUUCAUCAUGUUCCUCCAAGUCCUGCUACUGUGCUGCCUCCUCAUCAUGCAUACCCUUCACCACCCCCAACACCAAACAUGAUGCAACCAUUGCCAUUUAUGUAUCCUCCGUAUAGUCAACCUCAGUCAGUGACAACCACCAACUUUCCAGUCACCACCGGUGCUUUUCAUGCUAAUCAUUUUACUUGGCAGUGCAGUCUGAACCCUCCAAAUGUAUGUAAGUUUGGUCCUGGAGCCAUUUGGCCUGUUUGUCAGCCUGUGGAAUAUCCUCUGCCAGCAGCUAUCAUUGAACCUCUCCAGGAUCACAUUUUGGAGCCACAGGUGCAGGGACAUGUAACUGAAAGUUCAGGUGUAGUUCUGCCUGAGAGCAUUGACAACAUUGGGGAAUCCAAUAAAGAAGUGAAAGGGUUGACUUCAGAGAGUAGUGAAAGUGAAGUGAUUAGUGCUGUUUCGGAAGGUGUUAAAGAAAAUGGUAAUCCAAAUUUUCCUCAAACUGAAAAUUCUGGGAACAACCAAAGUCAAAGCAUUGGAAUAAAUGAUCACAGUAGCAGCAGUGAAAUGAACAUGGAUGGUGAGAAGACAUUCAGCAUUUUACUUAGAGGACGAAGAAACCGGAAGCAGACUCUUAGAAUGCCGAUAAGUUUGCUUACUCGACCCCAUGGCUCUCAGUCGUUCAAAGUUAAUUAUAACCGAAUAGUUAGAGGAAGUGAUGCUCCCAGGUCAAUCAACAUCUCUUCUAGUAAAGAUUGUACAGCUACUGCUUAACUCGAAGUCCUGUUUGUUACUAAUGAAAGAUAGCAGUUAUGGUUGAUAAAUUGCAAAAAGUGAUAUUAUAUGGUUGGAGUUCAAGCAUUUCCGGAAUUCAAUUACAAAUCGCAGUGUAUCAGCUUUAUAUCGACACUAUGCUUUGGAAGUUUUUGAUGUCUCCUUUUUUAAGAUGGAAGACUUGGAGGCUUUUCUUCAAUUCAAAGCUUCAUCAUAAUUGAUUUUGGUCAUUUCAGAGAUGCCUUCAAGAUGAAGAUUUUGGUUUUAAUGUAGUUUAGACAAUUUUGAUAUAUUAAUUACAGGAACUAUUAGACUGUUUCUAAUUAUUUUUUGGUUACAUUAUUAUCAAUGGCACUGGCUCUGUUAGUUAAUUUGGUUCAA
Messenger RNA from Arachis duranensis, 6319 nucleotides. Its product is annotated as protein REDUCED CHLOROPLAST COVERAGE 1. The coding region runs from base 347 to 5938 and encodes 1863 amino acids. Gene Ontology annotation, molecular function: protein binding. Gene Ontology annotation, cellular component: cytoplasm. NCBI's taxonomy places the organism in Eukaryota, Viridiplantae, Streptophyta, Magnoliopsida, Fabales, Fabaceae. The record is from RefSeq and is a predicted model, not a curated record. The transcript has 26 exons. Gene Ontology annotation, biological process: organelle organization.